AUGGCUUCUAUUCUUCAGUUUUGGCAUAUUGCCAGGCUAGGGACUGAUGGAGUUAUCUUGGAUGCAGAGCUGCAAACCCUGGGUGAAGGUUCAGGCGAUGAUAUCCUGCUUGUAGAUGCCAAACCCACUGAGCCGUCCCUCAACCCUCGCUUGUGGCCUCUAUACAAACGCGUACUGUGCACAGUCCUGGCCACAUCCGUCGGAUUUAUUGUCAGCUGGGCAGGCUCUAUCACGUCGGCGGCUGCUGAGAAUGCGAGUGUGGAAUUUGGUGUGAGCGAGACGGUUGAAUCUCUGGCAACAGGUUUAUACUUUAUCGGUUUUGGUCUUGGAUCGCUUCUUGCCGGUCCCAUCUCUGAAACACUUGGUCGUAAUGCCAUAUACAUUGUUGCCAUGACUCUAUUCAUGGUUUUCAUUGCUGCAUCUGGAGCGGCGCCCAACAUUGAAGCACAACUUAUCUUCCGUUUCCUGGCUGGCUUCUUUGGCAACACACCAUUGACAUGUGCCGGUGGCAGCCUAGCGGAUCUGUGGAGUCCCGAAGAAAGAGUGAUUGUGGUUCCAAUUUACUCUGUGGGUAUAUUCGAUGGAUCUGCUCUAGGUCCAGUUGUUGGCGGUUGGGUUGCACAAGGUGCAAGCUCUGGAGCCUUAUCAUGGCGCUGGGUUGAGUGGAUCACGCUGUGCAUCUCAGCUGUCAUACUGUUGCUUAUUGUUCUCUUUCUUCCCGAGACAUACGCGCCUGUCCUCCUGCAGUGGAAAGCUCAUUCUAUUCGCACAAAGACCAAAGACAGCCGGUAUCGAGCACCCAUCGAGGUGACUCGGGAGCCUCUAAUGAAGCGCCUCGGGCGUGCGAUGCAACGGCCUUUUGCUUUCCUCUUGAGAGAGCCCAUUAUCAUCGCCAUUGCUCUAUACUUGGUCCUGCUCUACGUGGUCUUUUUCACAUUUCUGAAUGGAUUUCCCUUCAUAUUUGGAAACACCUAUCAUUGGGGUUCUGGAAUUACAGGUACAGCCUUCAUGGCUAUUUUCAUUGGCCAGCAUAUACCGCUGACCCUGAUGCCAAUCACGAGAAAAUGGGCAGCACUAUACAAGGCCAGACGUGAAGCGGAUGGUGCGCAGGAGAUCGAUCCCCCCGGAGAAUAG
Molecule: messenger RNA, 1134 nt
Organism: Penicillium canescens
Lineage: Eukaryota; Fungi; Ascomycota; Eurotiomycetes; Eurotiales; Aspergillaceae
Exons: 2
Coding region: 1-1134 (377 amino acids)
Biological process (GO): transmembrane transport
Molecular function (GO): transmembrane transporter activity
Source: RefSeq, a predicted model, not a curated record